CUUCCAUUGUCCUGUACGUAUACUCGUUAUCUGAUCCUAUCUUAGUUUUCGCGCUCAUACAGAUGACGACUUCCUAUCCAAGCACCUCGGUGGAAGCGAGAGAAGAAGUGGGCAAGAGCGUAUGCGUGCUCUCAUACAAGUCAUUGGAGAUUGACGAGAUCAUAAAAUCAGUCAGCGAUGAUGGUGCAGGGGCAACAGCACUCUUCAUCGGCACGACUCGAAAUUCAUAUCAAGGAAAGGUCGUAACACGUCUAGAAUACCAGGCAUACAGCAAGUUAGCCAUCAAAACCAUGACAGACAUCAUCCGAACAGCACAUCAAUCAGUCACACGUUCCACCCACCAUCCAGCGCCCGCCGCAGUACCCUCCAUCAUUUCCUGCGCUGUGCACCAUCGGCUGGGGACGGUGCCGGUAGGAGAACCCUCGAUCGUGAUAGCCGUAUCUUCACCGCAUCGGAAGGAGGCAUUCGUUGCAUGUGAGCAGAUCCUGGAGGAAGUGAAGCAGAAAGUGCAGAUAUGGAAGAGGGAGUACUACGAGGGCGAAAAGGAGGAGGAGGCGGAAUGGAAGGCGAAUAGCGGCUAGAAAGGUGUGAUGCCGGUCUAAGUACAGCAUAGGGCAGCAUAGGGUUCUCCGGACAUCGGACAACAGAACUAAUCAAUCUUCCACUUUGCCGAAUCAUCGUCCCCAUCAGGGCUGACCACAAGUUCCACAGCCCACAGGAACAGAGUAAACAUGAUGUUCGCCCACCGCCACCAGACUUGUGAAGAAGGAUCAAGAA
Molecule: messenger RNA, 777 nt
Organism: Suillus subalutaceus
Lineage: Eukaryota; Fungi; Basidiomycota; Agaricomycetes; Boletales; Suillaceae
Product: molybdenum cofactor synthesis 2
Exons: 2
Coding region: 63-581 (172 amino acids)
Biological process (GO): Mo-molybdopterin cofactor biosynthetic process
Cellular component (GO): cytosol
Source: RefSeq, a predicted model, not a curated record